Molecule: messenger RNA, 1786 nt
Organism: Eriocheir sinensis (Chinese mitten crab)
Lineage: Eukaryota; Metazoa; Arthropoda; Malacostraca; Decapoda; Varunidae
Biological process (GO): positive regulation of canonical NF-kappaB signal transduction; positive regulation of canonical Wnt signaling pathway; protein dephosphorylation
Cellular component (GO): cytosol; nucleus
Molecular function (GO): protein serine/threonine phosphatase activity
Source: RefSeq, a predicted model, not a curated record
AUGAGCCAAGCGCCCCAAGACCCAUUUAGAAACUACGGGGAUGUAGAAGUAUACGGUGAAUUUGUGAAGGACAACCUCUUCCAAACCACCAUCGACAAGAUCAAACAGCUGUGCAAUCAAAUACCUGCAGCUGGAGGGACGCAAGGUAACAGCGGAAGCGGCAGCAGCAACAGUAACAACAACAACAACAAUAACAAAAAUAGUGGCAAUGGCGAAACCAAAACCAACACAAAGACACGAGGCUGUAACAACAACGGCAAGGCUGAGAAACGAUGGCCAGUGGGUGAAGACGCCUCAAAGGAGAACGGAGAAACAUGCCCCGUUACACCCACGACCAUCAACAAUAACAACAAUAACAGCAGCAAGGUCAGCACUCCCAAUAGCUUAGCAGGGAAGGCGGUGGACUCUCAGAAUGCCCAGGAGAAAAUCGCACCCCCUACCGACAAGGAGGGAAAGGGGUCAGAGGCCAAGUCACCCGCAGCAACGACGGGAGUGACGGGAGCAGGCUCAUGCGUAGAGAACCUCUCGUCUACAUCUGCCAUCCCUUCUUCUACUUCUACAACCACCUCACCCUCAUCGUCAUCCAAAGACGACUCGAUACCACUAAAAAAGGAUGACACUUACACUACUGUCAACCUACGCCGUUUGUCCCUGAACUCGCCUUCGGGGUCUAAGGAUAAGAAGGAGGAGGCGGCAGGGACAGGAGCGGGUUCGGGCUCAGGGGCAGGGUGUGGGACUCUCAAUGAUUCCAGUUACAUCGAUGUUCUUAACAACAUUAAUUACACACGCCUCCUCACCGACCAAAUCUUGGCUGUGGACCGCCAGGUUGUAGCCCACUGCAAGGCUCGUACCGACAUGUCUGGGUCGACAGCGGUGGUGGCUGUCCUGGAUGGGGAGCUUCUGGUUAUCGGCAACGUGGGAGACUCUCGUGCAGUGAUGGCAGACCUCAAGGGGUCCACCAUACCCUCCUUUGACCACAAGCCUAACCAACUGAAGGAGUGUCGCCGCAUCAAGGAGGCUGGUGGCUUCAUGAGCUUCACUGGGGUGGGGCGUGUGGCAGGGGUGCUGGCCACCUCUCGUGCCCUUGGUGACUUCCCCCUCAAGGAGCCUCGCCAGCUCAUCACUGCAGAGCCUGAUGUUUUAACUUUCAGCCUUUUAGAUCAUAGGGCUCACUUCAUCAUCCUUGCUACGGAUGGACUAUGGGAUGUGAUGAGCAACGAUGAGGCAGUGGCCUUCGUAAGGGACCACCUCCACGAGCCUGACCAUGGUGCUAAGGCUCUCACCAUGCACGCCUUCCACCGUGGUUCGCAGGACAAUAUCACUGUGGCCAUACUUAACGUUAGCAAGCUACUCCGGAAGUGAGUUGACUGCUACAAAGAUCUGUGUGUGUAUCUCUGAACUGCUGGCUCGCACCCAAACACCAAGGAAGUGUUUUAUUGUUACAACCAGACCAUAUCCUCAAGCUCUCUUGGAACAGAUGGGACUGGUGCUCUAGACUAACAGAUAUUCUUCGUGCAAACCGUGCAUUUGUUACUACCUCCAGAUUUCUUUUUUAAUCAUAUUUAUUUUAUGCUGUCAUUUGUUAGGCUCAUGUCUCAAUCAUUCUUAGGGCCAGUCUCACAGUUCCCCACGAUAGGUUAGUAAGCUCCCAAACCAAUACCAGAGCCUUCGAAGUUUCCUUGUGUAGUGUCUGGUGUAUGUAUUUAAGUUCACAAAUUUGAUGAAGCUAUACAGGAAAAGUCUUGUGUAUUUAGUGUGGCAUCGAAGACCUCACCAUUUUGGAUUG